AAAAAAAAAACAAAAAGAAUGGAGUAUAUAUUGGAGCAAUAGUCAUCGAUUGUAGUAGCUAAAUACUAGUAUUUUGCUUGUGUAGUCUCUCGACUCUCUCCACUACACAAACACAAACAAAAAUAUUCACAAAACAUAUGCUUCUUGGAAUCCUAAAUCUUCCUUCUUAUUUUUCUUCUUUGUUGUUUCAUUUCUCUGAUCCAUUGAUUUUGAAGUAAAAUUCUCACCAUCAUCAUCAGAAAAGAUGAUCAGUUUAUCAGAUUUCUAUCAUGUCAUGACAGCAGUGGUACCACUAUAUGUAGCUAUGAUAUUAGCUUAUGGUUCUGUAAAAUGGUGGAAAAUAUUCUCACCUGAUCAAUGUUCCGGUAUCAACAGAUUUGUUGCUUUGUUCGCUGUACCACUUCUAUCCUUCCAUUUCAUCUCUACAAACAAUCCAUACACCAUGAACGUACGUUUCAUUGCAGCUGAUACACUUCAAAAGCUCAUGGUUUUAUCAGUAUUAUUCGUUUGGUGUAAGCUAAGUAAAAGAGGUUGUUUAGAAUGGACGAUAACAUUAUUCUCUGUUUCAACACUUCCAAAUACUCUUGUCAUGGGUAUUCCAUUACUCAAAGGAAUGUAUGGUGAAUUCUCUGGUAGUUUAAUGGUUCAGAUUGUUGUUCUUCAAUGUAUUAUUUGGUAUACUUUGAUGUUGUUCUUGUUUGAAUACAGAGGAGCUAAGUUGCUUAUAACUGAACAGUUCCCUGAUACUGCUGGUUCAAUUGUAUCAAUAACAGUUGAUUCUGAUGUCAUGUCUUUAGAUGGUAGACAUGAUUUAUUAGAGACUGAAGCUGAGAUUAAGGAAGAUGGUAAACUUCAUGUCACUGUUAGGAAAUCAAAUGCAUCAAGGUCUGAAAUCUUUUCAAGAAGAUCACAUGGUUUUUCAUCAACAACACCAAGACCAUCAAAUCUAACUAAUGCAGAAAUCUAUUCACUUCAAUCAUCAAGAAAUCCAACUCCUAGGGGUUCAAGUUUUAAUCACACAGAUUUUUAUUCAAUGGUUGCUGGUGGUAAUGGUGUUGCUGGUAGAACUUCAAAUUUUGGUGCUUCUGAUGUUUAUGGACUUAACAAUACAUCAAGAGGUCCAACUCCAAGACCAUCAAACUAUGAAGAUGAUACUAAUAACAAAUCAAGAUUUCAUUAUCAUGCUCCUACUGGUACACAUUAUCCUGCUCCUAACCCUGGAAUGUUUUCUCCUCCUACUGCUUCAAAACCUGUUCCUGGCUCUACCACUACUGCUACUCUCACAAAUACUGUUAAUAAUAGUACUACUGCUGCCAAAAAGCCUAAUGGUGGUGGUCAAGUACAAAAAUCUGAAGAAGGAACAAAAGACCUUCAUAUGUUUGUUUGGAGUUCAAGUGCUUCUCCUGUUUCUGAUGUUUUUGGUGGUGGUCAAGAUUAUGGAGCUAUUCAUCAAGAUCAGUCCACUAAAGAAGUUAAAAUGGCUGUUUCCCCUGGCAAAGGUGAUCAAGUUCAUCAUAAUAUGCAUCAUCAUCAUCAUCAACAACAAGAAGAGUAUUUAGAAAGAGAGGAAUUCACUUUUGGGAACAGAGGAGUAGGAGUUGAAAUGGAAGAACCUACAAAGAUCAGUGAUAGUAGAGGAAAAGCAAUGCCACCAACCAGUGUCAUGACAAGACUUAUCCUGAUCAUGGUUUGGAGAAAACUCAUCAGAAAUCCAAACACUUAUUCAAGUUUAAUUGGUUUAAUCUGGUCUCUUGUUUGUUUCAGGUGGCAUGUUGAGAUGCCAGCCAUUAUAGCCAAGUCCAUUUCCAUACUGUCUGAUGCAGGUCUUGGCAUGGCCAUGUUCAGUCUUGGGUUAUUCAUGGCAUUGCAACCAAGGAUCAUAGCAUGUGGGAAUUCCAUAGCAGCUUUUACUAUGGGUGUGAGAUUCCUUGCAGGCCCAGCUGUUAUGGCAGCUGCUUCUUUUGCUGUUGGUCUUAAGGGUGAUCUCUUACAUGUCGCCAUUGUACAGGCAGCUCUACCACAAGGAAUUGUCCCCUUUGUAUUUGCUAAAGAAUAUAACGUACAUCCUGAUAUCCUCAGCACUGGGGUUAUCUUUGGGAUGUUAAUUGCGCUACCAAUAACACUGGUUUACUACAUUCUGUUGGGGCUUUAAGAUGAAAGUUUCAGCCUUAAAACCACCUGCAGUUUCCUGGUGGUUUUCAAUUGAUCCGGAUAAUAUAUAAAAUUAGGCAUCGAGAUAACCGAAAGAACUCGAAGACAACCGGAAAGUGAGCUUAAGAAAUGAAUGGAAUGAGCAAUGUUGGUAAACUGAAUGGGAAAUAUUUGAUUAGUGGUUCUAAUAUAGUGAGUUUAGGAAUUGUGUUUACUCUUGCUUAGUAAAAAAAAACAUGUGUAAAAUCUUUUUCUUAAUUUUUGUUUUGUUGAUUCUCCAAUUAAUUAAUUAAUUAAUUAAUCACUUUUGGAUUUCAUUAA
Molecule: messenger RNA, 2472 nt
Organism: Papaver somniferum (opium poppy)
Lineage: Eukaryota; Viridiplantae; Streptophyta; Magnoliopsida; Ranunculales; Papaveraceae
Product: probable auxin efflux carrier component 1c
Exons: 6
Coding region: 245-2152 (635 amino acids)
Biological process (GO): auxin polar transport; auxin export across the plasma membrane
Cellular component (GO): endoplasmic reticulum; plasma membrane
Molecular function (GO): auxin efflux transmembrane transporter activity
Source: RefSeq, a predicted model, not a curated record